UCGUGGGAACCCUUUUGGUUUCAGAGCUUGAAAAUCCUCUCUGUGAGAGAUGACAUCUGGGACGAGGCUACCCACGUGGAAGGAGAGAGAGAACAACAAGAGGAGAGAGAGAAGAAGAAGAGCCAUAGCGGCGAAGAUCUUCGCAGGUCUUAGGAUGUAUGGUAACUUCAAGCUUCCAAAGCACUGUGACAACAAUGAAGUCCUCAAAGCUCUCUGCAAUGAAGCUGGUUGGACCGUUGAACUCGAUGGAACCACAUACCGGAAGGGAUGCAAGCCUUUAGAGCGCAUGGAUAUAGUUGGUGGAUCAUCAGCAGCAAGCCCUUGCUCCUCUUACCAUCCAAGUCCAUGUGCUUCCUACAAUCCAAGCCCUGGCUCAUCUUCCUUCCCAAGCCCAUCAUCAUCCCCAUACACUGCAAAUCCUAAUGCUCAUGAUGGUAAUUCCCUCAUUCCAUGGCUCAAAAACCUCUCCACUGCUUCAUCUUCAGCAUCAUCUCCCAAGCUUCCUCAUCUCUACCUUCACAGUGGUUCCAUCAGUGCUCCUGUCACGCCUCCCCUGAGCUCUCCAACUGCUAGAACACCGCGAAUAAAUGCUGAUUGGGAUGAUCAAUCUGCGCGGCCGGGGUGGACCGGACAGAACUACUCUUUCCUUCCAUCUUCUAGUCCUCCAAGCCCUGGCCGUCAGAUUGUUGAUCCUGAAUGGUUUGCUGGGAUUAAACUCCCCCAUGUUAGUCCAACUUCACCAACAUUCAGCCUUGUCUCUUCAAACCCAUUUGCAUUCAAGGAAGAUUGUUUGGUUGGCAAUGGUUCUCACAUGUGGACUCCUGGCCAGAGUGGAACGUGCUCUCCAGCUAUAGCAGCUGGCUCUGAUCACACUGCUGAUAUUCCAAUGUCUGAAGCUUUUUCUGAUGAAUUUGCUUUUGGAAGCAACACAUUAGGCCUUGUCAAGCCAUGGGAAGGAGAAAGGAUCCAUGAAGAAUUUGGAUCAGAUGAUCUUGAACUCACACUUGGUAACUCAAAGACCAGGUGAAGUAUUUAUAAAUAGGAACGUCAGUGAUUGAAUGUGAUUAUGUGAACAUUGACUUCUGUUGGUUUGUUCCGGAGAAAUGUUGGAAGGUAACUGAGGUGAGGGCAAGCAGUUGCUUUCUUUUAUCCUUUUUUUUUGUUGGUAAUUUUUCCUUUACAUUUUAUUAGUUUUCCAGUAAUAUACAUGUUUAGUUAGGUGUGGGGUGGCUUUGCAACUCAUUCAUUUCAUCAUUGCAUGACUUGUUAAACCUUGUUGUAAACAUCAAUAUACAUUGUAUGGAUUGGCCUGGUUUGCCACUGAAAGAACCGAAUGGCUCAAGAGAAUGCGACCUAACUCGAU
This is a messenger RNA of Gastrolobium bilobum, 1363 nucleotides long. Its product is annotated as BES1/BZR1 homolog protein 4-like. The coding region runs from base 50 to 1027 and encodes 325 amino acids. Gene Ontology annotation, molecular function: DNA-binding transcription factor activity. Gene Ontology annotation, biological process: brassinosteroid mediated signaling pathway; DNA-templated transcription. Lineage: Eukaryota; Viridiplantae; Streptophyta; Magnoliopsida; Fabales; Fabaceae. The transcript has 3 exons. The record is from RefSeq and is a predicted model, not a curated record.